This is a messenger RNA of Penicillium odoratum, 1971 nucleotides long. Its product is annotated as putative MFS transporter. The record is from RefSeq and is a predicted model, not a curated record. Gene Ontology annotation, molecular function: transmembrane transporter activity. Gene Ontology annotation, biological process: transmembrane transport. The coding region runs from base 1 to 1971 and encodes 656 amino acids. The transcript is spliced from 2 exons. NCBI's taxonomy places the organism in Eukaryota, Fungi, Ascomycota, Eurotiomycetes, Eurotiales, Aspergillaceae.
AUGCCUGCGAGGUCUCAGAGCCAUAAACCAAGUAAUGCCCGCCACGCGCGUACGACUUCGUGGUCGAGUGGCUACCAUCAUAUAACCCAGGGUCACGGUAACGGCGAACCAUCCGAAGUUAUACCUCAACGACGUCGCCGCGAGUCCCAGCUCUCUCUCGCCAGCGUGGACGAGAGCCCCUCCUCCCCCGACACUCCGAUCGAUGACCCCGUCAUGCUCCGCAAUACCUCAAUGGAUCUGGACAGUCAGAAGAAUCAACAUGUGCGCAGUCGCUCCCAAAGCCAGGGCCAGCUCCUGGCUAUGCAGUCGCUACACACCGAACAGCCCGUCCGCCCUGCCCCGGUAACAUGGAUGUCGCUGCCGAAGAAGGGCCAAUUGGCCCUUCUAGGUCUUUGCCGUGUCUUCGACUUUUUGCAGAUCGCCUCGCUGCAGGCUUACAUGUUCUAUCAGCUCAAGUCCUUUGAUGAGAACCUUUCCGACUCCGAUGUCGCUACCCAGGCUGGUAUCCUCCAGGGCGCUUUCACUGCGGCCCAGUUUGCGACGGCCAUCCCAUGGGGUCGUGUGGCUGAUGCCGAGUGGGGUGGCCGGAGAUUCGUGCUGCUGGUAGGUCUGGUUGGUACGGCUGUCUCCUGCCUGGGUGUGGCCUUUUCAACGUCGUUUGCGCAGGCCGUAUUCUGGCGUUCGUUUGGUGGCGCUAUCAAUGGUACUGUUGGAAUUAUCCGAACUAUGAUUGCGGAGAAUGUGAAGGAAAAGAAAUAUCAUUCGCGCGCUUUCUUGAUCCUACCCAUUGGAUUUAAUAUUGCGUCCUUGUUUGGUCCUGUUAUGGGUGGUAUGUUGGCCGACCCUGUUAAGAGCUACCCCCGCUUGUUCGGCCCGAACUCGUCUUUUGGAGGCGAGAAUGGUGUUCAAUGGCUGGAGCGCUACCCUUACUCAUUGCCUAUGUUUGCCAACUUCAUCUUCUUGUCGAUCUGCGCAUGCUUGGUGGCAUAUGGAUUGGAAGAGACACUGCUUUCUUGCAAGGGUAAGCCGGGCCUGGGAUCCUACGCCAUGAAGCUCUUCGCUCGCCUUGUGCGACGCGUUGUCGGUACUUCUUCACCUCUGUACUCCCGUCUGCCUUUCCGGGACUACGAGGAGAACGGCCCUUUGCUUGCCGGAGCCUUGGAUCGCUCCGAGAGCUACGAACUCGAGGAGAAAGCUUCCAAGCCUAUUCGCACCAAGCGUGUGUUGCCAUUCCGACGAAUCUGGACCAAGAACGUUUUGUGCACUCUUGGAGCGCAGGCUUUCUUCGAUUUCCAGAUGGGUGCAUUCAACAACCUCUGGUUGCUUUUCCUCUCGACUCCUCGCUAUGACCCGGCUGACCCCGCAAGCCCUGCCCAGAGCUUGCCCUUCAUCUUUACCGGUGGCCUGGGUAUGCUCCCGCAAAGCGUUGGCUUUGCGACCGCGAUCCUGGGUGUAAUUGGCAUGUUCCUUCAGUUCACCAUUUACCCCACCAUCAACGGCCGACUGGGCACGGCCAAGAGUUAUCAAUACUUCCUCUCUCUAUUCCCAUUGGCCUACGCGCUGGCACCUUAUAUCGCCCUGGCCCCGUCCAGCACCCCACCUCCCGGCCAGGCCAACGGCCCGUGGGUGUGGAUCUGGAUCAUUAUUGUGCUCUUCUGCCAGGUCACCGCCCGGACUUUCACCCUCCCAACUUCUAUCAUCCUCCUGAACAACUGCUCGCCACACCCCUCGGUCCUUGGAACCAUCCACGGUAUCGGCCAGUCCGUCUCCUCUGCCUUCCGAACCAUUGGCCCCAUUUUCUCGGGUGCGUGGUACGGAUACGGUCUGGAUAUUGGCACAGUUGGAUUCGCCUGGUGGUUGAUUGCUUUGGUGUCCGUAUUUGGCUGCGUUGCUGCCAUAUUCGUUUACGAAGGCUCUGGCCAUGAGAUCCUUCUCCCUGGCGAGGAGGAUGAGGUCGUGGAACAACAUUGA